AUGUCCUCAACAAACGAGGAGGACCCCUUCCUCCAAGUCCAACAAGAUGUCCUCAGCCAAAUUUCGUCCAUCCGGCCGCUCUUCGCCUCCUACCUUCGCAUCCGCUCCCUCGCUUCCUCGCACACCUCCCCAGAACUGACAUCCGCGCGCACCGAGCUCGAAACAGCGCUGUCCUCCCUCGCAGAAGACCUCGCCGACCUCGUGGCCUCUGUCCAAGCCAUCGAGUCCAACCCCUCCCAGUUUGGCAUCUCCGACCAUGAGGCCUCUCGCCGGAAGCGUCUCGUCCAGGAAGUCGGCGCCGAGAUCCAGGACAUGCGCGAGGAGCUCAACAAGAACAUUGCAAACGCAGGUGGGGGUGGAGGCGGCGACUUGCCGGACCCGAGCUCCUUUGCGAUUGGCGACGGCGACGGCGGCGGCGAUGCGUACACUGAGUUUGAGCAGCAGCAGCAGGUGGAGAUUAUGCAGGAGCAAGACAGACAUCUUGACGGCGUGUUUCAUACCGUUGGUAACCUGCGCCGUCAGGCGGACGAUAUGGGCCGAGAGCUAGAAGAGCAAAAUGAGAUGUUGGAAGUGGUAGAUGACUUGGCGGACCGGGUAGGCAACCGACUGCAGACUGGUAUGGCCAAACUGCAGUAUGUGAUGCGCAAGAAUGAAGAUCGGCUGAGCAGCUGUUGCAUCGGAGUUUUGAUCUUCGUUUUGAUACUACUACUGGUUCUGUUAUUGAUCUUGUAAUAGAGAGAGGGAGGGGAGAACUGGUUGGCUUCUGUGUUUUUACUAUUUUCAUGCCUGGGAUCUCAUCUUUAUGAGAGACGUUAAAAAAGGGAACAGACGUCUUAUAAUGGGCAAAUGUAUACUGGGGUUAGGAGUUUUUUUUUUUGGCGGAAUGGCUUCGCGCCGACUUAUCAUGGUUGAUACACUCUUGUACUUCCACAGCAAUUUUUUUUCCUAUACAGUUGUAACGAUAGGAUGAUGCAAGAUAGAGCAAGAAUAGUGGGCAUUUGUUCUUUCAUUAUGCCCAUAGCUUAG
Trichoderma atroviride IMI 206040 is the source of this 1026-nucleotide messenger RNA. RefSeq lists its product as uncharacterized. Gene Ontology annotation, molecular function: SNARE binding; SNAP receptor activity. The record is from RefSeq and is a predicted model, not a curated record. Gene Ontology annotation, cellular component: SNARE complex; membrane; endomembrane system. Gene Ontology annotation, biological process: intracellular protein transport; vesicle fusion; Golgi vesicle transport. NCBI's taxonomy places the organism in Eukaryota, Fungi, Ascomycota, Sordariomycetes, Hypocreales, Hypocreaceae.